AUGAGCAAACUGACUUCUGAUAUCAUCUGGCCUGUUAAAUUCCUCCCGGGGACCACAGACAAUUACGUCUCAAACGAGGUCAUCGUCAAGGGCAUCACCGCCGAGCAGGUGUGGCAAUUCCUUGCCGACAUCACAAAGUGGGAAUCAUAUUACGACAAUGUCAGCCAAAUCACCCCGCCAACCUCUGGCCCUAUGCUUGAGAAGGGAGACAAGUUCAGUUUCUCGACUUUCGGAUUCCCUCCUCUUCCAUCCGAGGUGUUGGAAUCAGUUACACCCACUGCGACAUCGCCUGGACGACUGGCAUGGAGGGCUGUGAGUGAAGGCGACGAAAACACCGCCUUGGACGUCUACCAUGCAUGGAUUGUGGAGGAUCUGGAAUGGGGGGUGGUUCGGAUUCUAACGCAAGAGUCUCAAAUUGGAAAGCCUGCUGUGGAGCUAGCUACGACAAAGCCCAACCCCAUGUUGCUGGGACACCAGAAUUGGCUGGAUGGCUUGGUUAAAGCUACUCAGGAGAAGAAUACUUGA
Molecule: messenger RNA, 525 nt
Organism: Ilyonectria robusta
Lineage: Eukaryota; Fungi; Ascomycota; Sordariomycetes; Hypocreales; Nectriaceae
Exons: 1
Coding region: 1-525 (174 amino acids)
Source: RefSeq, a predicted model, not a curated record